AUGGGCGUCGGGCACGCGUUCGUCCUGGAGAUGCAGGGUCACAAGUACACCGCUCAUGAUGAGUCGGUCAAGUGCAGCUUGGAGCAACAUGGCGUGUGGAUCAAUAGCCUUAUGUUUGUGCGUAAGCUUAUUCGGUGGCUGUGUACCAGGGAAGCCUAA
This is a messenger RNA of Phytophthora nicotianae INRA-310, 159 nucleotides long. RefSeq lists its product as hypothetical. Bases 1 to 159 code for a protein of 52 amino acids. The transcript has 2 exons. The record is from RefSeq and is a predicted model, not a curated record. Lineage: Eukaryota; Oomycota; Peronosporomycetes; Peronosporales; Peronosporaceae.